This is a messenger RNA of Poecilia reticulata (guppy), 2016 nucleotides long. The record is from RefSeq and is a predicted model, not a curated record. NCBI's taxonomy places the organism in Eukaryota, Metazoa, Chordata, Actinopteri, Cyprinodontiformes, Poeciliidae.
AUGCUCUCACCUCCGGAGCUGCGUGUGCAGGUCCAGCUGAUGCACCCCCAAUCCCUGCAGGACGCUUUGGAUUUAGCAGUGGAGAUACCUCAGAUUGCAGCUGUUCAACACAUCUCACCUCAGACCAACCAGAUUGCUGCCGCAACGGCCCCCACACCUACAAACCCUAUACUCCCAGUGUGGGUGCCUCAUGAGACAGAAGAUGCAUCGAUUACCAUGGUGCGGAAGAUCUGGGCAGAGAACUGCAGGGGUUUGGAUGCCCAGCAGCAAGAACUGCUCAUGGACUUUAAGGACAGCUUUGCUCUGAGUGAAGACCAGGUGGGUCGGACUCAGCUGAUGGACCGGGUGCUGGCUGACAUCCCUCGCCAAGAGUGCCUGGUGUACCUGGAUGACAUACUGGUCCAUGUCACCUCUUUUGCAACGGCUCUGGGCUCACUCUGGGGAUGCAGUUACUGUGACCGGAGGGAGAGGCUGGAGGAGGAACAGCUGCAACGCAGCCAGCCAGGAUCAUGCCAGGGUGACUCCGUAAUCUGCAGGGAGAUGCAGGCGGUUGGCACAGACAGCUGGAGGCAUCAACAGGAACAGGAUCCUGACAUCCAGCCUGUGUUGCAGUGGGUGGAGAGUCAACUGAAGCUGUCAUGGGAGGAGGUUGCUGGGUUCUCGCUGGCAACUAAAGGAUUGUGGUCCAAGUUUGAGGCUCUGCAUCUGGAAGAUGGGGUGCUGCAAAGGGCAUGGAAAGACCCCGCCACAGGUGAGGAGCGAUGGCAGAUUGCCAUGCAUGGAGGCCUGCAGGCCAUGCAUGGAGCAACUGGGUCUGGACAUUUUGGAGUCACAAAAACACUCCACCACCUCCAGCAGAGGUUUUACUGGGGCCGGUGCAGGAGGGACGUGGAGGACUUUUGCCGCUGCUGUGACCCCUGUACAGCACAGACACUGCUGUCAGACGUGCCUUUGUGUUGCAUGGAUACCUACAGGUGGGAGAUCCUGACUUUAGAACUGCUGGUAAAGCACGGAGACGGCUCCGUCAGACUGCUGGUGGCUGGCGGCUUUCAGCAGAGGUACAUCUUGGAGAGCUACAUCUUUCCUUUCUUCAUUUCCUCCUGUCCUCUCCCUCUCUCUCUCAUCUCUCCCUUCAUCCGCCUUACCCCACCUUUCCAUCCUCAUCUCUCUCCUCUUCCCACUUUGUCCGUCCUCCCACCCCCUGGCCAUCUCUACCUCAGUAUCCCUCUCUCACCUCUCUAUCACUCUCUCACAGAUGCUACAUCACACCACACAGUCUCCCUCCUUCAUUCUCUCCCUCUCUUCUAUCCAUCUGCUCUCUGCUCUCUCAUUCGCUCCACCAACUCCUCGCCAGCUGUCAGUUCUUUUACCGUGGCGGAGCAACAACUGGCUUCUUCCGUGGUUGGUACAGAAGAGAGAGAGAGAGAGAGAGAGAGAGAGAGAGAGAGAGAGAGAGAGAAGGUAAAAGAAGAGAAGAUCUUUUGUUCAGCAUCCGUUCGCAGCAACUCAUCCCUCUGUGUGAGCAGCAGCUGCAGCAUCAGGACCACCGCUCCGCUGCUGGAUCCUCCGACUCCUUUCUCCUCUGGGAGAGCUUCCUGGAAAUGGGAGGGGGAGGGUGAUCGCAACCCCCCAGUUAGCUGUGGACCCUCAGGAAGGCAUCUGCAGGAGGGGAGAAGGAAUGAAGGGGGAGUGAAUUUUAAAAGAGAUCUAUCUGGAGAGCUGGGGGAGCUGAGGGGAGGCAACACCCGGGUAGAUGGGAGCAGAGACGAGGCCGACUUGCAGGUCCUGUCCUCUCGCCCUCGGUGGAUUUUCCCAGCAUGCCUUUGGCUCUCAGCUUCUCUUCCUCCCAGAUGCCGAGCCGGGAGGAAGAGGAGGAGUUUGGACCCAAGCUGCCGCCUCCUUCAGCAGCUGACGCCACAGGAGGCGCCAUCGCCGCCUACCAGAGGAGCAGCAGGAGGAGCAAAGAGAAGAAGCAGAAGAAGAAGCAGCAGAAACACAGGAAGGAGAAGAAGGUAG